Messenger RNA from Actinia tenebrosa (Australian red waratah sea anemone), 1857 nucleotides. RefSeq lists its product as uncharacterized. Lineage: Eukaryota; Metazoa; Cnidaria; Anthozoa; Actiniaria; Actiniidae. The record is from RefSeq and is a predicted model, not a curated record.
GAGGGCUGUAUAAAUACAAAAGUUUCAUACGAUAUGGGUUGGCAAAAAAGAGGAAAGGGUCACAAUUCGUCAACAGGUCAGGGGGCUGUAAUGAGCUUGUCAAGUGGCAAGAUUCUUGAUUUUACAACUAGAACAAAAACAUGUAGACAUUGUACAUAUGCAAAAAAGAAUGGAAGUAAAGCUAAAAAACAUGACUGUCGAAAAAAUCAUUUUGGCUCCUCGAAAGCAAUGGAACCAGCAGCAGCUGUUCACCUGUUUACUAAAGCCUUAAAAUCUAAAGUUAAGUUCUCUGUAUAUACCGGAGAUAAAGACUCUACUACAGCUGCCCAUAUAAAAGAAAACGGUCCUUACCCUGUUGAGAAAUGGACUGACACGGUACAUGCAAAACGGUCACUCACAACCAAAUUAAUGAACUUGAGUCAACGAGGUAAAUUUACAAACUCAUCCAUACUCUCUCAAAAAGUAAUAAACUACUUGGUCAAAUGCUUCAGCUAUUCAGUAUCCCAAAAUAAAGGAAAUCCUGACAAACUAAAAAAUUCCUUGUUAAGUAAAGUGCCACACGCCUUUGGCAAACACCAUCUCUGCAGUGAGUUGUGGUGUAGAGCACAAAAUGAUGAUAAUUAUAAGCAUUCUGAUCUGCCAUACGGUAAAGAUCUUUAUGGUGAAGAAAUAAAAACAGCAUUAGCACGGAUAUUUGAUGAAUACUGCACAGAUCUUGUCAUUCAAAAAUUAUCACCAGCAGCCAACUCACAAAGGAAUGAAUCCCUAAAUAGUGUCAUUGGAUCAAAAAACCCUAAAAUAAGAUAUUAUGGAGGGAGUGAAAGCAGUGAUUUUAGAAUUGCCUGUGGUAUUUCACAAGCAAACUUAGGAUACCAGUACAUAAGCCAUACUCUUCAAAGCCUUAACAUAGAACCUGGAAAACACAUCUCCAAAGAACAAUUAAAGGAAAUUGAGACCCAUAUUCCUAAGUACACACAAAGACCCAUUUCUACAAAAUUCUCUUAUAACAAAAACAACAUAUGCAACUUCAUAAUAUACGACAUAGAAACAAACACAACAGGAAAAAGAGCAGAAAUUUGUCAACUGUCAGCCAUUGAUCAGUUGGGAUCAAAUAGUUUUAACACUUACAUUUUACCAUCAAAUGAUAUUGACAUUUAUGCUACAAGAGUAAAUGGUCUAAGCGUCCGAGUAUUAAAUGGUCAGCGAAUUUUGUUCAAGGAAAACGAGCCUGUUGUAUCUGUAUCUUUAGAAAAGGCACCGGCAGAUUUCGUAGAUUUUCUCCAACAGGCAGUCAGAAAUAUUAAAACACUUGGAAUGAAUGACAUUACAGACAACGUUUACACAAUAAUGAUUGGUCACAACUCACUUUUUGACGCCCCAACUCUUCUUCGACAAGCACUUCGACUAGGAGAUGGCUCCAUGUCAAAAUGCAAUCAAGCUUCUAUUUAUCAAACACCUUUUCAAGAAACAUAUGAUGCUCACGAUGCACUCGAAGACGUUAAGGCCUUGAGAAAGAUAGUCUUUGACUCUUCUGUGAACUUUUCUAAUGAAAUAUUGGUCGGAAACGUGCUGUCAGUCGAACACGUGAAAAACGAUACCAAGUACCUCGAUCACCGCCACGAACUUCUUCAAACAUUCAAAGGCAAACUCUACCAUGAAAAAGAAAAGGACUAUCCUGUAACCAAGAGCAUGUGUGAGAAAAUAGCUAUGGCUGGGCUGUCUUACCAGGACUUGAAAAUGUGUUCACAAGGUUUGAUGGAAAUUCCCUGGUUGGAGUUCUAUCUCUUCCGCCAUCGGCUUCAACAAGCAAAGCUCCUCGAGUCACCAAAACUUCUCGUAUCUUGUCCAGAAUUGUAG